This is a messenger RNA of Alligator sinensis (Chinese alligator), 1211 nucleotides long. RefSeq names its product ER lumen protein-retaining receptor 2. The transcript is spliced from 5 exons. Bases 1 to 792 code for a protein of 263 amino acids. Gene Ontology annotation, biological process: endoplasmic reticulum to Golgi vesicle-mediated transport; protein retention in ER lumen. Gene Ontology annotation, molecular function: ER lumen protein retrieval receptor activity. The record is from RefSeq and is a predicted model, not a curated record. Lineage: Eukaryota; Metazoa; Chordata; Crocodylia; Alligatoridae. Gene Ontology annotation, cellular component: cis-Golgi network; endoplasmic reticulum; membrane.
AUGGGCUUUAACCCCGACACCUUGGCAGAUACUAAACCACGCCAGAAGAGCAGUGAUCUCUGGGAACAUGUAAGGAAAACUGCCUUCUUGGACCCAGAUAUAUGGAGUUUCCCCAAGAACCGUGCUCCUUGUCUGCCACGUGUUUCUGUAGUUGCCAUCCCCACCACGAACGAACAUCAUCUUUUCUCUUUCUUUUUUUUUUUUUUAAUUUUUUGUAUAAUAAUUAUUUCCUUUAUUGCUUUAGGUAUUUCUGGGAAAAGCCAGCUUCUCUUUGCACUGGUCUUCACCACCCGUUAUCUGGAUCUCUUCACUUCAUUCAUUUCAUUGUAUAACACAUCUAUGAAGCUCAUCUACAUUGGUUGCUCGUAUGCCACUGUGUACCUGAUCUACAUGAAAUUUAAGGCUACCUAUGAUGGAAACCAUGAUACAUUCCGAGUGGAGUUUCUGGUGGUUCCUGUUGGUGGACUCUCAUUUCUUGUCAAUCAUGACUUCUCUCCUCUAGAGAUUUUGUGGACCUUCUCCAUCUAUCUCGAAUCAGUUGCUAUCCUCCCCCAGCUUUUCAUGAUCAGCAAAACUGGAGAAGCAGAGACCAUCACUACUCACUAUCUUUUCUUCUUGGGUCUCUACCGUGCCUUGUACUUAAUCAAUUGGAUUUGGCGCUAUUAUUUUGAGGGUUUCUUUGACCUCAUAGCUGUUGUUGCUGGUGUGGUCCAGACCAUUCUUUACUGUGACUUCUUCUAUUUGUAUGUUACAAAAGUACUCAAGGGAAAGAAGCUCAGCUUGCCAGCAUAAGUGCCAAAAAUCAUCACCAGCAUCUGUUCUUCCGGAUGCUUGGACAGAACAAUCCUUACCACAAGCAAAGGCAAAGAUGCUUGAGACAGAAAAUCAGAAGCAACUUUCUAGCACAGGUGGUCAUCAGCAGCUCUAAAAACAGGAAGAACAACCAGCGGAUUUCUGUUUGAUGCAUCUUGCCUUGACCUUUUUUUAUUACUAUGUAUAAAGAUUUUUUACAUAAAGAAACUUAUACUGUAUUAAUAAAUUCAGCGUGUAGUUUCAAUUGGAAUAGUUUCAAAAGUGAGGUUUUGUGAGGUUGUUUAUGACCAGGAAUAAGUGCAAACUUUUUUUUUAUUUUCAAGGAUUCUCUGAGAUUUGAUUGACACUUAAUGCACACAAAUAAAUGUGUACUGCCUGAUGGAUGGUAGUCAUAGCUC